AUGGAAGAUGAGGUAAAAUUUGUGGAGAGCGAUUUUAAGCAUGAAUUUACGGAAGUGAGUUCUGAGGAUGUAAUGUUUCCAAAGUAUAGAAUAAAGUACAUUGAACAGACAGAGAAAUACAUUGUGAAGGCUCUUGAGAAGAAGAAGAUAAGCUGUACAAUUGAUUUUGAAAGGAAUGUGAUUAGUGUGCUGACGAAUGCAAACACAAGGGAUCCGUUUAUAUUUAUAAAAGCAGUGAAUUUUGUGAAGCUUGUUGGGCGUGGUGUUAGAGUGGAGGAGGCGAUGAAGGUGCUUGAAGACGAGUAUUUCUGUGAGGUGAUUGACAUCAAGAAUCUUGCAGGAUCUGAGAAGGUUUUUGAGAAACGACGCGAUCGAUUGAUAGGGCCGAAGGAGAUGACGUUGGAGGCCAUACAGAAGGUGACUGGAUGCUAUGUGCUUGUGCAUGGGAAAACAGUGAGUGUAGUGGGAAGCUUUCGUGGGGUUGAAGAAGUGAAGGAUAUAGUGAUUAGCUGUAUGGACAACAUUCACCCGAUAUAUAAGAUCAAGAGACUGAUUGAGAAGAGGAAGCUUGAAGGUGAGGAUGGAAAGAAAUGUGAGGAUUGGGAGAGGUAUCUUCCACAAGCCACAAAGAAGGGGAAUAGCGGAGGCAGUAAGAUGAAGAAGAAGAUAGGCCGAGUGUCUGGAGGAAUGCCAGACUGUGAACCAAGAAGGAAGGAUGAUAUUGAAAUGGAGACUGGAGAGUACUUUGUUGGGGCUGAUGAAGCUAAGAAGGAAACAAGAAGAAGAGAAGAAAGAAAAUGCAAAGAAACAAAGAGAAGAAAAGAGAUUGAGAAGUACAUUGUACCAGAUGAAGAUGAAUAG
Ordospora colligata OC4 is the source of this 861-nucleotide messenger RNA. RefSeq names its product putative RNA-binding protein. Gene Ontology annotation, cellular component: nucleolus; small-subunit processome. Bases 1 to 861 code for a protein of 286 amino acids. The record is from RefSeq and is a predicted model, not a curated record. The transcript has a single exon. Gene Ontology annotation, molecular function: RNA binding. Lineage: Eukaryota; Fungi; Microsporidia; Ordosporidae.